This is a messenger RNA of Caenorhabditis elegans, 278 nucleotides long. RefSeq lists its product as uncharacterized. The record is from RefSeq and is marked reviewed. Lineage: Eukaryota; Metazoa; Nematoda; Chromadorea; Rhabditida; Rhabditidae. The coding region runs from base 18 to 230 and encodes 70 amino acids. The transcript has 2 exons.
AAAUUUUCGACAUAAAAAUGUUCAUUUCUCAUUUAGUUUUUAUGAUUCUCUGCUUCAAACUAGUAUUCACAACAUAUGAUUUGAGAGAUGGUCAGUUACCAUUAGAGAGAUUCCAAGUUGCUCAAAUUAUUGGUGGAAAUGUCAAAAAUUCAGAAGCUAAGACAGAUCAUCACAUCCCGGACAAGUUGAUCUUCCCACCAGUCAACUACUAUCAUUACCGUUUCAAAUAAUUUGAUUUUUGAAUGUAAACCCUAUAAUAAAUAACAUAUAUUUAAAAU